This is a messenger RNA of Armigeres subalbatus, 423 nucleotides long. RefSeq lists its product as uncharacterized. NCBI's taxonomy places the organism in Eukaryota, Metazoa, Arthropoda, Insecta, Diptera, Culicidae. The record is from RefSeq and is a predicted model, not a curated record. The coding region runs from base 1 to 423 and encodes 140 amino acids. The transcript has a single exon.
AUGUACCUCGCUCAUCAAAUCGGAAGUACCGCUGAUAAAGAUCGAAGAUCGAUUAACCGAGCAUCAGCUGCAUCGCAAGAACGAGAAGAACAGGAAGAGCAACAACAAGUCGAAGAAAAUCUGCCGCGAAUAAGUCUACCGCAAACACCAAAUCUUCUACAGCAAUUUCAACAGAUUCAGCAACAGGAUCACCAGAGAACUCAGCUACAGCAAUCAAAUCAGCACCGUCAACUAAACGAUUCGCUACGGGAAUCUGAGGACCAAACUAACAGGGAUGAACUACAACGACAACAGUUACGACAAAACCAGUUGCAGCAACAAUGGAAGAACAAAGACAAAACUCAAUGCGCCGAUAAAUGUAGGACUCCAAGCAGCGGAAGGUCAGCAGAAGAAGAGUCGCUCAGGUUGCGUUCGAUAAUGUAG